ACAACCAGCACAAACAGAAUCAGAACACAGUGGAACGCGGAAAGCGUACAUACAAAGUUUUUUUUUUUGCGGUGUGCCUUGUGUGGGAGUCUUUUCCCGGCUCUCUAUUUCCUAACUGGUCAUUCGGCGGUGCCACAAAAACAGGGCAUCCUGAAAAUGACAGCCAAGUCCGUGAGUGGUUGUAAUACUACAGAGAGCACACAAUUGCGCAAGCGCGGCGAAAAGCAAUCGCCCGAAGUGUGAUGAACCAAAACACGACCGACCACCACAUCUAAAGUCGGGGCUUUUCCAGAAGAGCCAGAAGCAUAGCAUAGUUCAGUUUAGCAGUGUGCCAUUCCGGAAGUGAACCUAACGCUUAGUAGAGUUUAAGUUGAAGGGAGUUGAGUGAGUGUGUUUUUAAUAGGAAAAAUAUCCAUUCUAAUCACGGUGUCCCGUGGUGUUGCUGGACUAAAAGCAUCAUCGUCACUGCGCGACACAUCGAAACGAUAUGAAUUGAUGUGAUUUGAAAAAACGAUGGUCGUUUUUAGCAGCGGUAGAUGAACACAGACACACACUUCCGGUGUCGCGUGUGACUAGGUAACUGCGACUGCCGCCGCCACCACUUGGUCUCGGUUGGCGUCUUGGCUGGGGUGGAUCAAUCUAGCAUUUUGUGUCCCACACGUGCAACGCGGUGGACGACCAACGGCGAGCCUUCACAAUGUCGGCCGGAUCCGGUGGACUCGGUGGGACGGCCUCGGCCCUGCUGAAAUCACCCCAGACGGCACUGCAGCUGCUGCUGGAGGAAAUCAACUUCCAGCGUACGAAGGAGAUGCGCCAGCUGCUGAAAGACGAUGGUGGCUUCGUCGUCCUGCAGGGCACCACCUACUGGACGGACCUGUUCGUGCGCCACUUUCUCUUCCAAUCGGAACCGGAGCACAGCAUCGACUGCGACGAUCUGCUGUUUUUCGUGCGCAAAAAGCACAUCAAAGGUUCGUCCCGCGCGAUGCCCCGGUACGAGACGGAGAUCGAGGUGUUCCGGAAGGAUUCGCGCAAACUGCCGAUCGGCGAUCCGGACGUCGACUGGGAGGAAACGGUUUACCUCAACCUGGUGAUCCACCAGUUCAACUACACGCUCACACUGGCCAUCUGCACGCGCACCUCGCCGAAGGAGCUGCAGGUGUUGCGGCGCCACUCGCAGAAGGUGUACGCGUCCCCGAGCCGCCGAAAGAUGGACACCAAGGGUGACAGCGAGGAGAUCACCUACCCGCACAUCUGCUUCAUGGUGGACAACUUCGACGAGGUGUUCCACGACAUUCUGGUGCGCGACGGUGAGAUGGUGUGCGUCGAGCUGGUAGCCACCGAUCGGGACGGCAGCGUGCAGGGCGUCAUCUUUCUCGGUUCGAUCCGGUACGAUGCGCUGAAGAAGGUGUACGACGCACGGCAAUCUAGUCUCGGUUCGAAAGUCGCACAACGAAUGUCGUUCGGAUUGUUUAGCUCCGGUGGUCCGCAGACACGGUGCGAGUUUGUACGCAUGAAGGGUCCACAGGGCAAAGGGCACGCGGAGAUGGCGGUCACGAAACCGAAAGGAUCGGGUGUCGAAACACCUACCAGCGAGCCUGGGUUCUGUGCCACUGACAUGUGGGACUCGGAAUGGGAGGAAGACUGCGAGGAGUACUACAACUAUCGGCACCAGCGUCGGCUCAGCGAUCCGAGCGCCAAUCUGAACAACUUUAGCCGCUACGGCUGGCGUACGAAACACCCCGGCGAUCCCGGCUCGUCGUACGGUGGUUCGAAGGCACGCUCCGAAAACGAAGGGCUAGACUGUCUAGCGAACGAAGUGUCCGAGAUCGAGGCAGGCGAUUUGCGUGACGAUCGUCCUGCUUCCUCGUCCGCCAGCGUAUUGGACACGAGCCGCCCACCGGUCCAAGAACGGAAGGGUGGUGGUGGCGGUGGUGGGCUAGUGGAUGGCGAUGGCGACCCACCGAUAGUAGUGCGGCACGAUCGGUGUGCCUUUACGAAAACGUCCACCGAGCGCGUUGAUCUGCUGGCGGGACCCUCGCCGCCGAAAGGUGUCAGCAAGAUUGGAUGCUGCAGUUGCUUCGGUAAUCGAAAGCGCUGGUCCGAUGUGGAGUCGGUCCAGAUGUCGGACGUGUACACACCGUGUCCGCAGUGUGGUACCACCACCGAGCGGGAGGAGGAAGAGGCGGAUGCUAGCGAAUCGGACCGUAAGCGACUCGCGUCGCUCGAACUGCACGAUUCUCCGGCCUGUUUGGCCACGGUUUCUAGGGGCCGUUCGCCGCUGCUGAAGCAUCGCAACGUGCUGAUCGUGGAAAGUGAGCUAGAGUUUGCGGGCGGUGCCAAGGUGCGCCCGAGCACGCCAACGGACAAGGGAACGGUGAAGAAGAAACCGUCGCCGGAAGCGUACGGCACGGUGAAGAGGCGGGAAAACGGUUCGAAGGGGACGCAAAGCCCCAAGAAGCGGCUCAGCACACCGGUGUUUCGGUCGAAGCGUGGCAGCAGUACGGAGGCGGUACAGCAUUCCGAUACGGCCGGCAACAGAUCAAACGUAAAAGCAAAGGCCACCACCACCAAUGCGAUCAACAACAACACCGGGAUGAACAGACGAUCCGCUCCUCCGUCGACCGCUACCGAAGCGACGGAAGCGACCGAAGAGUACGAGAUGGCGGACGAUGCCGUCUCGCUGAACGGUGGCGGUGGUGAUCUGUCGGUCGAUGGGGAAUCGCCGGCCGGUGCGAUCAUUGAUACGAAGCAGCGCAUCCGGGUGAACGGUCGCGAAGAGUUCCCGGCCGAACGGAACAACGGGACGUCGAACGGAAAUGGGAAUCAUCACGGUGGGGUAAAGCAACACACCCCGCCACCGGUAACGGUGGCCAACAUCAAGGAGCAUCGUGAGCGACGAACGUCGAACGGUCGCCCAUCCGGCAAUGGUUCGUCGGCAACGGUCGGCAGCAGUGGUCGCUUUUCGUUGAUCUACCGUAGAAGCAAGUCGUCCUCUGCCAGCCCCGUGGUUGGGGCUAAAAAGGAUGAUAAGAAAGCGAAACCUUCGAUCGUGUCCGAAGCACGGGGAAAAAUAGGUGUGGCGGAUGCGAAGACGAGCGUUGAAAUGCCACCCACCCAACCGGAAGUAGAACCACCCGAGCCAGCGAAACAAACCGAGCUAGAGCAAGCGAACAAACCAGACACGGUGGUGGUACUGGAGCGGGACAUUAACGGCAAUCCGGAUGAGACGGCGGCCAAGACUAACGCGACGGAGCACCACACCGACACGACGACCGAGGAGAACGAGCUGAGCAAUCGUGCCAUAUGGGCGGCUCUGAAGGAAUUGCGCGCCAAGAAGGAAUGCUCCACGCUGCCGAAGGUGAAGAAACCCAGCUACAACAGCUUUUACGCGCGGCCAACAAUCCUUGGCAGUGAAGGGGGUUGCGGUGGGACGGUACCGGCAGGCGGAAGUACGGUGGGACCAGCGACAGCGGCCGGCGGUGCUGCGAAUACGAUUCCGAGACGCCGUACGCCGGAUGGCACCAACAUCUACUACUUGUGCGAUUACCACCCGAAACGGCAUCAGCACGGCACGGGGGAAAAAGAGCUUGACGACGGCGCCUACAAUCCGCUCUGGACAACGAAAGGAUUCACGCAAACGUUCCACUUCUGGAAGGAGAACCGCCGCCAGCAGUCAACGCCAUUGAACGCCUUUCUCACCUACGUCACGUUGCCGUGGUGGAGUAUAGCGAAAGAUCUUUUAGACCACCGGGAGCAACCGAUCCUAACGUUUUAAGCAGCACACGAGGAAUUGGAACGAUAAAACAAAAACCAGGUUGCGACAUCUCAGGACACCUCAUUAACCACACACACACACACUGUUCGCUCGCCGCUGUUCGAUCGAGUACAAUCGGCUGGUGGGCGGGGCAAACGAUCAAACGAAGAAUCGAAGAAACGACUGGUACUGUCCAACAACAUAAGCUUAAGUUUUUGCUUAACUUUUUAGGUUAACAAUUUUGGGUGAUUCUCCGGUGGUAGAGUUCAGUUUUAAAUUCUUUCGAUGCAUCUCGAUCUCUAUUCCCCUGUCACUCUCUCACUCUAGUCAACAAAUCGGGGAAAGCUCCCGAGUGGACAAACAUUCCGGUAAAGGCAAAUACGUUUUGUGAUAAUAUAAUAGAUGCAUCUUCUUCUGAUCAUUCUUUCCCAUUUGCUUCCAAUUUGAAGGCAAUAUUGCUUCUGCCAUACCGGCACAACUUGGAAGAAGGGCAUUUGGUUUUUGGAACAGAAUUAGCUAGGGAUAGGUACGAAUGAAACAAAAAGAAAGGAGCAGAAAGCUUCGAACAGUAUCUUCGAAUCUCAGAUCACCACUAGAAACACGCGUGUACGUGUGCUUGCAUUUCUCAUUUAUAGUAGGACUUAAGUUUCUGUGCCGGCAUGGAAUUGAGCUACGAGUUUUAGGUUAAACUGAGAGAGCAGAGAUCUUCUAUUUUUUUUAGAAUUAAUUUUUAAACCCUACGAAAGGAAGCGACACUGUUUUGAGGUAACGAAGCGGACGAAGGGGACGUUUUUGUGGGUACGAACGAGAAUAAAUAUAAAAAGAUAUUUGCAAAAAAAAA
Molecule: messenger RNA, 4595 nt
Organism: Anopheles stephensi (Asian malaria mosquito)
Lineage: Eukaryota; Metazoa; Arthropoda; Insecta; Diptera; Culicidae
Exons: 7
Coding region: 698-3775 (1025 amino acids)
Source: RefSeq, a predicted model, not a curated record